Molecule: messenger RNA, 3600 nt
Organism: Otolemur garnettii (small-eared galago)
Lineage: Eukaryota; Metazoa; Chordata; Mammalia; Primates; Galagidae
Gene: IMPG2
Product: interphotoreceptor matrix proteoglycan 2
Exons: 19
Coding region: 1-3600 (1199 amino acids)
Biological process (GO): visual perception
Molecular function (GO): hyaluronic acid binding; heparin binding
Source: RefSeq, a predicted model, not a curated record
AUGAUUAUGUUUCCUCUUUUUAGGAAGAUUUCUCUGGGUAUUUUGAUACUUGCUCUGAUAGAAGGAAACCUUCCAUCUUUAACAGCACAAACCUACUUAUCUUUAGAGGAGAUCCAAGAACCCAAGAGUGCAGUUUCCUUUCUUCUGCCUGAAGAAUCAACAGACCCUUCUCUAUCUACUGAAAAGAAACAGCCUCUGGACGACAGAGAAGCUGAAAGACAGUGGUUACUCAGAAGGCGGAGAUCUAUUCUGUUUCCGAAUGGAGUAAAAAUCUGCCCAGAAGAAAGUGUUACAGAGGCUGUGGCAAACCAUGUGAAGUAUUUUAAAGUCCGAGUGUGCCAGGAGGCUGUCUGGGAAGCCUUCAGGACUUUUUGGAAUCGACUUCCUGGGCGUGAGGAAUAUCGUUAUUGGAUGAAUUUGUGUGAGGAUGGAACCACAAGUAUAUUUGAAAUUGGCACAAAUUUUAGUCAGUCUGUGGAACAUAAAAGCUUAAUUAUGAAGAAACUGACUGACACAGAUGAAACUGUGAGCAGCCCUAAACCAUCAUCUCCAGUUCCUGUUGGUGAUACUUCAACAUUGGGAGGUGGUGCUCUCAGUGUUUCAUAUCCAGAGGUGGCCUCCUACGAAGGUGCCUCAGAGAGCAGCUUGGAAAGGCCAGAUGAGAGUAUUAGCAAUGAAAUUGAGAGUGUGAUAGAAGAAACCACAAAACCAGCAACGGAACAGAUUGCAGAAUUCAGUAUCCACCUUUUGGGAAAGCAAUACAGUGAGGAACUACAGGACCCCUCCGGUGUCCACUACCAGCACCUUGUGGAAGACUUUAUUUCAGAGGUUGAAAAUGCAUUUACUGGGUUACCAGGCUACAAGGGUAUCCGUGUACUUGAGUUCAGGUCCCCAAAGGAAAAUGACAGUGGCAUCGAUGUUCAUUAUGCUGUUACUUUCAAUGGCCAGGCCAUCAGCAAUACCACCUGGGACCUAAUUAGCCUUCACUCCAACAAGGUAGAAAACCAUGGCCUUGUGGAAUUGGAUGAUAAGCCCACUGCUGUUUAUACAAUUAGUAACUUUAGAGAUUAUAUUGCCGAGACACUGCACCAGAAUUUUUUGCUGGGGAAUGCCUCCUUGAAUCCAGAACCCGACUCCCUUCAGCUUAUCAAUGUGAGAGGAGUUUUGCUUCCCCAAGCUGAAGAAGUUUGGAACACUCAAAGUUCAAGUCUUCAGGCAACGCCGUCAUCUAUUCCGGAUAAUGCCCUUCAAGCUGCAUGGCCCUCAGCAGAUGAAUCCACCUCCAGCAGUGUCUCACCACUUGAUUUCAGCUCUGGUCCUCCCUCAGCCACUUACAGGGAACUCUGGUCAGAAAGUCCUUUGGGUGAUUUAGUGUCUACACGCGAAUUAGGCUUUCCCUCGGAGAUGGGCCUGAGCUCUUCCCCAGAGGUCUUAGAGGUUAGCAGCUUGACUCUUCCUUCUGUCACCCCAGCAGUGCUUCAGACUGGCUUGCCUGUGGCUCCUGAGGAGGGGACUUCUGGAUCUCACUUCUUAGAAGAUGGAUUAGCUAAUGUUGAAGAGUCAGAUUUUCUUCCUAUUGAUUCAUUGCCUUCAAGUUCAUUCACUCAGCCUGUGCCAAAAGAAACAGUACCAUUCUUGGAAGACUAUGGUGUGUCCUUAACAUCCUCACCAUAUCUGACCUCCUCAGCCCCCUUAGAUCUUGCUAAAGAAAUAACUGUACCUUUUGGCUUGGACUCCUUGACCUCUGAAGUCAAAGACCAAUUAGAAGUGGGCCCUUUGCUGCCGGACACAUCCAUGGAGAAAGACUUCAUAUCAGAGAGUGGCUUAGGUUCAGGGUCUGGGCAACAGGCAGAUCUGAUCACUUGGCCAUGGAGUGAGACUUCAUUAGAGAAGAACACUGAAUCUCUGUCUAAGUUAUGGCCAGAAGAUGAUUCACUUUUGCCAACUGAGGGUGAAGAUGAGAAACUAGUUAUGCCCCUUGGUGGAACUCAGUCAGCAUCUCUAAUUUCCUCCAAGCACACCUCAGAGGUUCCUGACAUUGAUGACUCAGUUACAAAAGCCCCUCUUCUACUGGCAUCUGUAGCAAUCUCUGCUUCUAUUGAUAAGCCUGAUCAAGUAGAUACCUUCCUGAGGAAGGAUAUGGAACAAACUACAGAGUCACCCAACCUAGAAUGGUUUGACAGCAAGGUGAAACCUGAUAUGCAACCUUUGUGGACUGCAUUGCCAGAAUCGGAUAUAAUUUGGGCAAGAACUUCUUCGUUAGGGAAAUUGUCCAAAGACACAUUGGCAAGUACACUGCAAAGUACUGACAGACUUUGGUUGAAAGCUUCCAUGACACAGUCUCCCAAAUUGCCUCCAACCACAAGUUCCACCCUGUUGGAAGAUGAAGUAAUUAUGGGCGUACAGGAUAUUUCAUUAGAACUGGACCGGGUAGGCACAGAUUACUAUCAGCCUGAGCUAAUCCAAGAACAAAAUGGCAAGGUUGGUAGUUAUGUGGAAAUGUCUACAAAAGUUCACCCCACAGGGAUGGCUAGUGUGGCUCGGCCAACAAAAGGAGGUGACUUGAGUUAUUCUCAGACUGCUGGAGCGUUGGUGGUUUUCUUCAGCCUCCGAGUGACUAACAUGAUGUUUUCAGAAGAUCUAUUUAAUAAAAACUCUUUGGAGUAUAAAGCCCUGGAGCAAAGAUUCUUAGAACUGCUGGUUCCAUACCUCCAGUCAAAUCUCACAGGGUUCCAGAAUUUAGAAAUCCUCAACUUCAGAAAUGGCAGCAUCGUGGUGAACAGCCGGAUGAAGUUUGUCAAUUCUGUCCCUCCUAAUGUCAACAGUGCUGUAUACAUGAUCCUGGAAGAAUUUUGCACCACUGCCUACCAAACCAUGAACUUGGCUAUUGAUAAAUACUCCCUUGAUGUGGAAUCAGGUGAUGAAGCCAACCCUUGCAAGUUUCAGGCAUGCAAUGAAUUUUCAGAGUGUCUGGUCAACCCCUGGAGUGGAGAAGCAAAGUGCAGAUGCUACCCUGGGUACUUGAGUGUGGAAGAACUGCCCUGUCAGAGUGUCUGUGACCUACAGCCUGACUUCUGCUUGAACGAUGGGAAGUGUGACAUUAUGCCUGGGCAUGGAGCCAUUUGUAGAUGCAGAGUGGGUGAGAACUGGUGGUACCGAGGAGAGCACUGUGAGGAGUUUGUGUCUGAGCCCUUGGUCAUAGGCAUCACCAUAGCCUCGGUGGUUGGACUGCUUCUGCUGUCUUCUGCUGUCAUCUUUUUCCUCAUCAGAACUUAUCGAGCACAGCAUGCCAGGAGAGAAAGAGAGAGGCCCUCCAGGGAGCCUGACAGCCUCUCAUCUGUUGAGAAUGCUUUGAAGUUCAACCCCGUGUAUGAAAGCCACAUGGCUGGAUGUGAGCAGUAUGAGGGACUCUAUCCCCAGCUUCCCUUCUGCAGCUCUGCAGGUGGAGAGAUGAUUGGUGGCCUGAGCAGAGAAGAAAUCAGACAGAUGUAUGAGAGCAGUGAGCUUUCUAGAGAGGAAAUUCAAGAGAGAAUGAGGGUUCUGGAGCUGUAUGCCAAUGAUCCUGAAUUUGCAGCUUUUGUGAGAGAACAUCAAAUGUAA